Messenger RNA from Mandrillus leucophaeus (drill), 3786 nucleotides. RefSeq names its product SH3 and cysteine rich domain 2 (gene STAC2). The record is from RefSeq and is a predicted model, not a curated record. Bases 1 to 2022 code for a protein of 673 amino acids. Gene Ontology annotation, cellular component: extrinsic component of cytoplasmic side of plasma membrane. Gene Ontology annotation, molecular function: protein binding. Gene Ontology annotation, biological process: positive regulation of voltage-gated calcium channel activity; positive regulation of protein localization to plasma membrane; skeletal muscle contraction. Lineage: Eukaryota; Metazoa; Chordata; Mammalia; Primates; Cercopithecidae. The transcript is spliced from 16 exons.
AUGAACCCUCACUGUGCCCUUGUCCUACUUCUGCCACUGGCAAAUAAAUCUCUAUUCCUGGACAUGCCCGGUUGGGCUCGGGGAAGCGAGGCCGCGGCCGGGGGUGCGCAGCUGCGGAGUCCGCGCGGGGGCCUGCGGCAGCGCCAGCCGUCGGUCACCGGCGGGGACGGGGGCCUGCGUUCUAGGUGCUGGCGACUGGCCCGCGAGAAGUUCUGUUUCUGCGGGAGUAACCUGAGCGGGUCUGGGGAUGGGGCAGAAAGGGCUGUGCCAAGGGAGCGCCCUGCCCCCUCCCAGACUUCAGGCCAAGACCUCUUCCCUCCCCCUUUCCCCGGGCACUGGGGGCCUUCCCAGGCCCUGCUCUGUUUCCCACACGGAGGCCUGUCCUCUCCAGCCCCCUCUGUGGGAGCUCUGCAAGGUGGGCAGGAGUGCGGGGUGGUGCUGCCUCAGUACUCCAGGAAGCCGCCUGCUCAGCUGUGUGGGGAGGGGCGGUCAAGGCCUGCAGAUCGGCACCUCUCCGUCUUCCCAGGCCAGCUGGAGCCCUGGCCCUCCGUCCCUCCCGUAUACAUCACAGUUGUGAAGGAUUCUGCACUAACACAGACUGGGCUGUGGGUCACGUUGGGGGUAUUCAGCAGGGCAGAGCCAAGCCAGACGUCUCUGGAGUGGGCAGGCAUCAAGUCAUUUGGCAGAGAUGCCCCAACCCAGACCUGGAGCCACAGUCUGCCAUUUGCCAGCCACCCCAGGUGGCAUGUCAUUCCUUCCCGCUUCUCCACCGCCCCCCCGCCCCCGGGAUCUGGGGCUCACAGCCAAGCCAGGGAAUCGGCCAGCAGAGUCGGGGCUGCCCUGGUACCCUGGAACAUUCUGUUCCAGAGGCCUCUGCUCCAGCGAUUCAAGCGUUCCCUCUCCCUCAAGACCAUCCUCCGAAGUAAGAGCGUGGAGAACUUCUUCCUUCGCUCGGGCUCUGAGCUCAAGUGCCCCACCGAGGUGCUGCUGACGCCCCCAACCCCACUGCCCCCUCCCUCCCCACCACCCACAGCCUCAGACAGGGGCCUGCCCACCCCAUCCCCCUCCCCAUGCCCAGUCUCACGCCCCCUGGCAGCGCUCAAACCAGUGAGGCUGCACAGCUUCCAGGAACAUGUCUUCAAGCGAGCCAGCCCUUGUGAGCUGUGCCAUCAGCUCAUUGUCGGAAACUCCAAGCAGGGCUUGCGAUGUAAGACGUGCAAAGUCAGCGUCCACCUCUGGUGCUCUGAGGAGAUCUCUCACCAGCAAUGCCCAGGGAAGACGUCCACCUCCUUCCGCCGCAACUUCAGCUCCCCUCUCCUGGUACAUGAGCCGCCACCAGCCUGUGCCACAAGCAAAGAGUCCCCACCCACUGGGGCCAGUGGGAAGGUGGACCCUGUCUAUGAGACCUUGCGCUAUGGCACCUCCCUGGCACUGAUGAACCGCUCCAGUUUCAGCAGCACCUCUGAGUCCCCGACAAGAAGCCUGAGUGAGCGGGAUGAGCUGACCGAGGAUGGGGAAGGCAGCAUCCGCAGCUCUGAGGAGGGGCCUGGUGACAGUGCAUCUCCAGUAUUCACAGCCCCAGCAGAGAGUGAAGGGCCAGGACCAGAGGAGAAGAGUCCUGGACAGCAGCCCCCCAAAGCCGCCCUGCGGAAGGAUGUGGGGCCCAUGUACUCCUAUGUCGCACUCUACAAGUUUCUGCCCCAGGAGAACAAUGAUCUGGCUCUGCAGCCUGGAGAUCGGAUCAUGCUGGUGGAUGACUCUAACGAGGACUGGUGGAAGGGCAAGAUCGGCGACCGGGUUGGCUUCUUCCCAGCUAAUUUUGUGCAGCGGGUGAGGCCAGGCGAGAAUGUUUGGCGCUGCUGCCAACCCUUCUCCGGGAACAAGGAACAGGGUUACAUGAGCCUCAAGGAGAACCAGAUCUGUGUGGGCGUGGGCAGAAGCAAGGAUGCUGACGGCUUCAUCCGCGUCAGCAGUGGCAAGAAGCGGGGCCUGGUGCCAGUCGACGCCCUGACCGAGAUCUGAGAGGAGCCAAGGGAACCCAGAUGCCACCCUCGCCCAUGCCUGGACCUUGCUUCUGGCCAGGAAGGGGAUCAGGCCCCCUUGUCCACUCCAUACCCUUCCUCCCUCUUUCUCUCUCCUAAGUGCCACUUACUGUGGCUUAGGAGCCUUCUGUACUGAGGAAGAUUUUAUUUCUUGGGUGGGGUGCCCUGAGUGGGUUGAUCCUCUGGGACUUGGCAGGGAUGGGGUGGGGUGGGAGGGAAUGAGGAAGCUACAGGUAGGUCCACCCAGCGCCCAGGCACCCCAGUCCACUUGCCGGGCUGAGUCCAGCCCUGAGGAAGGUUCCUGGGGAAUUUCUUUGCUGCUUCUCCCAGCCUUCCCCUGCCAACACACCCUGCGCAUGCCUGGCACACCCUCUCCCCACAGAGCCUCUGCUUGGGUCUAUGUGUGUGUGACCGUGCAUCUGCUCCUUUGCAAGUGGGGUCUUGGGAGCAGGCCUUUUUGUGUCCUCGGCCCUCCACCCUAGGUGGGGAGGGGACCCAGGGCCAUAGGAAGGUCCUGAGUCUACCUCCUGGUCUCCACCUCUGUCAUUCCGUCAAUUCUCAGGAAAGUUUUGCAGGAAUCGCUCCCAUUACUUGAAACCUGGGCCGACAGAGGAGGGGAAGGCUGAGGUCCCUGGAAGGUGUGACAAAUCAGAGACUGUCCCUUCAAGUAGAAAACCCAAGAGCUGGCCUGGUGUGGAGGCUCACGUCUGUAAUCCGAACACUUUGGGAGGCUGAGGUGGGUGGAUCACCUGAGGUCAGGAGUUCAAGACCAGUCUGGUCAACAUGGUGAAACCCCGUCUCUACUAAAGGUACAAAAAUUAGCCAGGCAUGAUGCGGAUCUGCCUGUAAUCCCAGCUACUCCAGAGGCUGAGGCAAGAGAGAAUCACUUGAACCCAGGAGGCAGAGGUUUCAGUGAGCCGAGAUUGCGCCAUUGCCUUCCAGCCUGGGCAACAGAGCAAGACUCUGGCUCAAAAAAAAAAAAAAAAAAAAAAGAAAGAGAAAAAGAAAAGAAAACCCAAGAGCUACCUGGACACACGGAAACCCAACUGAGAACAAAACCCUGGCCCAUGCUUGGUCAAAGCAAACCCAUUUCACUGUCAGGACCCCUGGUCACACAGGAACCACCCGCCAGGGAAGCCUGUGACUGUCAGUUCCUGUCCCAGGCUUUGCCCGGCCGCCCCAGGAGUCCAACCCUCUGGGCUGACCUUUCUCCCACUUCUCUCCAGGCUCUGCAGGGGACAGGGCAGGUGCUGCAGGAGCCCCUUUGCUGGCUUUAUCUGCUCCCUUGUUCUGGACACAGAGCCCUGGGAAAAAGACGGGUGGAAGACAGACAAGGAAGGUGGAAUGUUCUAUUUGGCCACCAGGAAAUGGGGUGGGUGGGCAUACACAGAGAGGACCCCUCUCUUAAUACAGGCUGCUUUUCUCGGUGCCAACCUCCCUCCCCCAAGCUCAGAUCCUCCUCUUAUGCCCUUGAUUGUGCCAGCCCAUGCCACCCCCGUCCUGGGCACAGUUACACCCUCCCAUGCAGUGGGAGAGACACAGACCCUCCUACCCAAAGGCCCCUGCCCCACUUCUCCCCCGCAAAGCGGGGUCUCAAGCCACACUGCCCUGUUUGCUGCCAUGAGGCCCCCCCAGCAAUAUCCCAGGGGCGGGCCCAAUGCCCACUGUACAUGAGGCUGCAUGAUGGGUCUGGGGCCUUGCUGAGCCCCCAGACACCUAAUUAAAUGUUUCUUGUCCCAGCCCA